UCUACAUAUAUUCAAGUUGAAAAAUUCCGUUUCUAUAUCUACAGCUCAAAUUAACUAGUCCAAAUCAUAUAAAAUCCACGCCAUAAUGUCGAAAGCCAUCUUCCUCAACCCAGUCGAUGGUAAACCCGGAAAGCCGGGUCAAGUCUACUACCCCCUCGCUGUGAAGACCCUUCCCCAGCCUGUACCUCAAGGCCGCGAGGUUUUGGUAAAGCUCACAGCUACAUCGCUCAACCACCGCGAUGUGUUCCUCCGUCAACACCUCUAUCCGGGCGUCACCUUUGAUGUUCCCAUGGGUGCCGACGGUACAGGAACCGUGAUAGCCGCCGGUGAAGGAGUGCGCGAUCCGCAACGCUGGAUCGGGAAGCGGGUGGUCAUCAACCCCGGAGUAGGGUGGAAGGAGUCUCUGGAUGGACCGGAAGAUCCGAAAGGGUACAGGAUCAUGGGCGGGACGAAAUCGUACAACAAAGGGACGAUGCAGGAGUAUCUCGCUAUCGAUGAAGGGGAGCUGGAAGAGGUGCCGGAGCAUCUGUCGGAUGCAGAGGCGGCGUCGUUUCCACUUACUGGCUUGACAGCGUGGAGAGCGCUGGUGGUCAAGGCUGGAGAGAGAAAUUCGAGCAAAGGAGCUGCAGUCCUGGUGACUGGCAUUGGAGGCGGCGUGGCAUUGAUGGCGCUCAAGCUUGCGGUGGCUAGGGGUGUGGAUGUCUAUGUGACGAGCUCUAGUGAGGAGAAGAUUCGGAAAGCAAUUGAGCUGGGCGCUAAGGGAGGUGUGAAUUACAAGCAGGAUAAGUGGGAGCAGAAAUUAUUGGAGUUGUUGCCGACAGGGAAAGUGGCUUUCGAUGCGAUUAUUGACGGAGCAGGAGGGGAUUCGGUGGAUAAGGCUGUCAAGUUGCUUAAGCCUGGUGGUGCUCUCUGUGUGUAUGGUAUGACGGUCGCACCGCAGAUGCCGUUCUCCAUGAAGGCUGUUCUGAAGAAUAUUGAUGUCCGGGGCUGUACGAUGGGCUCGCGCAAGGAGUUCAAGGAGAUGGUCGAGUUUAUCAAGACGCACAAGAUCCAUCCAGUCAUCUCACGCGUUUUGCAGACUGAUCUGGAAGAUAUCCCUGCGAUCGAUGGAAUCUUCGAGGAUAUGAGGGAAGGGAAGCAAUUCGGGAAGCUGGUGAUUGAGUUCGGGAAGACCUCUGGAAGCAAACUGUGAUGUAGAUAUCAUUGCCAGAUGUUAGCUUUCCUUCUGUGACAGUGUUCAUUAUGAGGAACGUAAUGGACACGAUGAAGCGGUACUUGCCAGAGCAGCCUGAAUGUGUAGUCGCACCUUCCCUGUGCCAGGUAAUCCGUUUGCCUCCAUGUCGCAACCCCUCAAAGUUGACUCCAAAGCCUCUGGGCUUCAUCACCACCACUCCCUAGCUUUCAGGCCACCAGCUCGUUUAUCGU
Molecule: messenger RNA, 1425 nt
Organism: Aspergillus eucalypticola CBS 122712
Lineage: Eukaryota; Fungi; Ascomycota; Eurotiomycetes; Eurotiales; Aspergillaceae
Product: putative alcohol dehydrogenase
Exons: 2
Coding region: 86-1192 (368 amino acids)
Molecular function (GO): oxidoreductase activity
Source: RefSeq, a predicted model, not a curated record